This is a messenger RNA of Plectropomus leopardus (leopard coralgrouper), 1854 nucleotides long. The record is from RefSeq and is a predicted model, not a curated record. NCBI's taxonomy places the organism in Eukaryota, Metazoa, Chordata, Actinopteri, Perciformes, Serranidae.
AUGUCCUGCUCCCCCACUGUCAGUAAGGAAGUGUUUGCCAACCACCUGCCUACUUGCAAGGACUGCCAGGUGCACGCUGGGCAGGUGGCCGCUCUACCAUCCACGGUAGACGCACUGAAAAAGUUCCACUCAGUACCCGCCAGGAUCACGAACAUAUCAAAGGACAUCACAGUGAAUGAGGGCAGCAACGUCAAUCUAAUGUGUCUGGCGGUCGGUCGUCCUGAGGCCAAUAUCAUAUGGAAGCACCAUUCCCCAAGAGGCACUCAUAAAUUUGUGAUGGAGGGGGAACAUCUGGUGCUGACAGCCAUCACCAAAGAACAGUCAGGAUCGUAUGAAUGCAUUGCUUCUAAUGACAUCCUGAGCCCAGACGUCAGGACGGUGCAAGUCACAGUCAACUAUCCUCCCUUCAUUUCUAAAGCUAGGGGUACGGGUACUGCAGUUGGCCAAAAAGGAGUCCUGCAAUGCGAAGCAUCGGCUGUCCCAAGGGCAGAUUUUGAGUGGUACAAAGAAGACCGCAGGCUCUUCAACGGACUAAACGGGGUUAAGAUAGAGAAUCAAGGCAGACAGUCAAUGCUUGUCUUUUUCAACGUGUCGGAAGAAGACUAUGGGAACUACACUUGUGUUGCCAUGAACACCAUGGGCAUCACUAAUGCCAGCAUAAUCCUUUAUGGUCCCGGCGCCAUGCAUGAUGUGAACGGGGCCGCCGUGUUGCCCCGUUGCUCUGUAUGCCUCCUGCUGACUGUAACCUCACUCCACUUGCUCAAGUUCUGAUGUGAAAUGUGACAACCUCCGAGCUUCUCUCAGCAUUGAGCAGCAAGAACAGACUAUUAGUCCUAUAAGAAGAAUGGAAAUUUAAGAGUGCCAGUGGUUCACCCUUAGUUUUCUUUCUUUUUCUUUCUGGCUUUGCAUCAGAGUCUGUUCUCUGUUGGCUCGCCAAGAGUGAGCGGCGUCAAUCCGAGGAAGGGAAAAAUUUGAAUCAUGCACUAAUUUGAUGAUGGUAGAACUACCGAAUUUGUGUCUCCCCCAAACCUUUUUGUAUGUGAAAAGGGAAAAAGAAGAAAAAUACAUGUAACUUGUUGAUAGUUGACUGUUUAUUGCCCAAUAUUGAAGUGUACAUUCAGAUUAAUAUUAUUGUGUCAUGUCCUGUUCAAUAUCUGUACAAUACCAUUACGCUUUUUUAAGUAAAUGACAAAACAGGAAAAAAUGCAAUGUGAUUGUUGAAUUUUACUGUAUUUUUACAGUUGUAUGCAAAACCGAGUAAAAGAUCCUUCAUGACAAGCAGUUCAGCAUAAUAAAUAGAACACCAUGAUUUCUCAGGCAAAGUCCUACUGCAUAGUGCAUCCAAGUUUUUAUUUACAUCGUAGUGUGUGUAGAAAAUGUACAAAUGUGUACAGACAAUUCCUGCACUCUUGUUUUUCAAGACGCAUACUCAGACGCAUUUUUGAAACACCUUAUCACAGCAUCAUAGCAGCUUCACGGCAUAUUUAAACUAAGCACUAAAAAUCAGAAAUCAGACAUUUAUGUGAAGUGUAAUGUCAGACAGAAGUGUAGGUCAGUGCUGAUUUGUUUUCAAAAGUGUCAACUGGAAUGCUCAGAGGUGAAACUUGUUGAACAGUUAGUGCUGAUGGCGUCGUUAAAGCGUCAGGUUGGUGGGUGCUCUAAUUAGCAACAUGGCACUAAACUGAUAUCUCACUCAGUGCAGCUCUCAAGUGAGAAAUCUUAGCGUGUCAAAUAAGACUUUGUAACAGCUCCUAGUGUUAUAUUUGACUUUUAAAGUUUUGUUUUUAAGAUGCAACUAGUAUGAUUUCGCAGGUGGUUAUCAAUCUGUCUCAAAAUUUAAAUAAACAUUUAAUA